GCCCCUGAUUGGCUUGCGUUGUUUUUUUUUCCCCCAGUUCCCCGUCGCGUGCCGUUGCUGCACGAAGAAGAAGGAGCUGCUGGUGGCUGUUGUUCUUCUUCUGCACUCGCUCCUGUCAUGGCGGCUCGGGGGCUGCUCCUGGCGGCUGCCCUGCUGGGACUUUUGCAGGCAUCUUCAACAUUUGAAGUAAAGGAUAAGAGCGGAAAAAUAUGCAUCCUAGCCAACUUUUCUGUGCAGUUCACAGUAGAGUACAACACAAAAACAAAAACUGAGAGCAAGUCCUUUCUGCUUCCAGUUAAUGCUCAUGUAAUUAAAGAGGCCAGCAGCUGUAGUAAAGAGAAAGAAACUUCACAAGUACUUGUAGUUGGAUUUGGUGCUGGGCAUUCCUUACAUUUGAUGUUUGAAAAGAAUGCCGAUUCCUACAUGAUCAGUAAUUUGACGUUCAGCUAUAACUUGUCAGAUACCAGCCUUUUUCCUGAUUCCUCUGGAGGACAAAGAGAAGCAUCCAAGGCUGCUGGUAUUCAAGCAGAGUUAAAUACAACGUAUAGAUGUCAUAACAUCCAUAGAAUAAACAUGCAAAAUGUGACAGUACUUUUCAGUAAUGUUACCCUUGAAGCAUACCUUCCAAAUAACACCUUCAGUAAAAACGAUAGCACAUGUGCUGAAGAUAACCCUACUACUGUUGCUCCCCCAGUCACAACCCACAUACCUACAACUAGCAGUCUGGCACCACCCACAACCACACCCACGACAAACCCAGACAUUGGACGAUACAAUGUAUCUGGAUCUCAGGGGAUUUGUUUGCUUGCUACUAUGGGUCUGCAAGUUAGUAUCACCUACAGUACAAAAAAUAAGACUGUUAAAUCAGAGGUGCUGAAUCUUCCACCAAAUACAACUCACUCUGGAACCUGUGACAAUUCCACAGUUACUCUAAACCUGACUUCUGGUAGCACCAGCCUUAGUUUCCAGUUUAUGCAGAAUGUAAGUGCUGAGAAGUACUUUCUGCAAGGCAUUGUUGUGACUGCAAAUCUGCCUCUGGGUGCUACAGAAAAAAAUAUUAAUGCUUUCAACCAUAGCCUGAAUGCCCUAAAAGCUACAGUUGGGAAAUCUUACAAGUGUGUUGCAGAAGAGAGUAUCUGGAUCUCAGCCAAUGCUUCAGUCAACAUAUACAAUAUUCAACUCCAGGUUUUCAAGAUUUCAGGAGACAAGUUUGGAGCAGUGGAAGAAUGUCAGCUGGAUGAAAAUAAUAUGUUGAUCCCCAUCAUAGUUGGUGCAGCACUUGCUGGACUGGUUCUCAUUGUGUUGAUUGCAUAUUUAAUUGGUAGAAAACGUAGCCAUGCUGGUUAUCAAACAAUUUAAUGAUUUGCACUUAAACCAGUGUGGAAGAACAGCAGUUGCAAGAAGCAGAUCCAUUCAUAUUCCCCAUCCCCAUCUUCCCCUCAAGUAGAUUGACAUGAGGGAGCACAAUCUUUUUCCUUACCAACUGUUUCUUGCAGUGUCUGUUUUACUAAAUGUGAAAUCCAUCUCGUGGCAUUUAACUAUGCACAAAGGAUAACUUCUAUAAUUCUGUUUAAUUUGCUCAUGGGUUUAAGUAUUUACCCACCUAGAAACAGGCUGAAGUUUUAAGAAUGCUUUUCUGAAUUGGCAUGGUUUUUUAAUGUCAAAUACUUCAAAUGGGUGUGAUAGAGUAAUUCACAUUCAUUCACUUUAAUUGUAUCUAACAAAGGGAAACUUCCACUUCUGGAACUACCAAUCUGUGCUGAAAUUAAUUACUGCACUUAACGCAGCUAAAAUGUAAUGACUGACCAAUCAAAUGCCAUUAUUCCCACUUUGUUUCUACUUAGGUAUGUAUCAUUAAGCUUUAAAUGCUAAACCUAGUAUAUGCAAGGUGUGAAGAUGCAGUUUGGCCAACUCUUAAGAUAUUUUUGGUCUGUCAAUUUGGUAGGAGCUGGCCCUUUUUUACAUGAAAAUGGGUGUUACUUUAUUUUUUGUAAAGUGAAUUUCAGUCUCUUCAUCUGUUGAAAAUUCAAAGGCGAUCCUAUUUCUGCACAUGUGUACAAUAGACUUCAAUCUGCUAAUUCUUGCUUUGACUUUGGCUGGGACUGUACACUGCAAGGAUCAGUUAUGGAUGCAUUGCCUGUAACAGUGCUAAUAAAGAAUUUUCUGUA
Sceloporus undulatus (fence lizard) is the source of this 2168-nucleotide messenger RNA. It is a transcript of the gene LAMP1, whose product is annotated as lysosomal associated membrane protein 1. Gene Ontology annotation, cellular component: membrane. Lineage: Eukaryota; Metazoa; Chordata; Lepidosauria; Squamata; Phrynosomatidae. The record is from RefSeq and is a predicted model, not a curated record. The transcript has 9 exons. Bases 118 to 1359 code for a protein of 413 amino acids.